AUGGAGGAUAAGGACGUCUUUCAGAAAUUCUACUCGAAUAUGCUUGCUCGCCGUCUGGUCAAUGGCCUCUCCAUCUCCGAUGAUACCGAGGUUUCCAUGAUCUCAAGGCUAAAGGGUGCUUGCGGUUUCGAGUACACAACAAAGCUGCAACGCAUGUUCCAGGAUGUUGGCUCCAGUCGUGACCUCAACAUUAAAUUCUCGGAGUAUCUGAGCGAAAACCCCACUUCUCAAAGCCUGCUAAAAGGCGUUGACUUUACUAUCAUGGUGCUCAGUUCGAAUGCAUGGCCCUUCCAAGCGCAGACAGCAUUUGUAAUUCCUCCAGAGAUAAAACAACGCACGUUGCAAGCAGAUAAAGCUGCGAAAAACCUCGCUCACUGCUUUGAGGUGUUUACCACCUUCUACCAGCAACAGCAUAAUGGACGGAAACUCUCCUGGUGCUAUCACCUCUCUCGUGGUGAUGUUGUGACUCACUACACAAAGUCCCGGUAUACAUUUCAGGUUCGUUACUACACCACCUUAACAGAACAUCUCACAGUUUGUGGUAAACACGCAACACAGUUCGACCGUCGUAACCGAUGA
Dibothriocephalus latus is the source of this 579-nucleotide messenger RNA. Lineage: Eukaryota; Metazoa; Platyhelminthes; Cestoda; Diphyllobothriidea; Diphyllobothriidae. The record is from the annotation of a GenBank genome assembly.